Cyprinodon variegatus (sheepshead minnow) is the source of this 1424-nucleotide messenger RNA. It is a transcript of the gene gdf6a, whose product is annotated as growth differentiation factor 6. The transcript is spliced from 2 exons. The coding region runs from base 140 to 1384 and encodes 414 amino acids. NCBI's taxonomy places the organism in Eukaryota, Metazoa, Chordata, Actinopteri, Cyprinodontiformes, Cyprinodontidae. Gene Ontology annotation, biological process: SMAD protein signal transduction; BMP signaling pathway. Gene Ontology annotation, cellular component: extracellular region. The record is from RefSeq and is a predicted model, not a curated record. Gene Ontology annotation, molecular function: cytokine activity; growth factor activity.
GAAAAACGCAUUGCUUCUGGUGCGACUGCAGAGCGCAAAGGUGGGAGCUCUUCGACUCUGACGCGCUCACCAUCCUCCCGGCUCCAGCGCUUCAUCUACAGAAGAGGAGUUAAAAAAAAACUCCACGCCACAACCAACCAUGGAUGCAUAUCGAGCCUAUGCUAUACACCUGGGCCUGCUCCUUGUUUUGUUUGGGAAUAUACCGUGCUUCCAGUGUGCUGCUAUCAUCUCUCCAUCUGCGCCUCGGAGGAACAGGGAAUCCAGGAUCUCUCAUCCAUACGGACAAAGGUCAUCCAAGCUCUUCAUAGACAUCAUCGCGUCCUCGCACUCUGCAGCAGGACGCCACAAAGAAGAAGUCCCAAAGGACGCUGUUGUCCCGCACGAGUACAUGCUCUCCAUAUACAGGACGUACUCGGCGGCAGAAAAACUUGGACUAAACGCGAGUUUUUUCCGCUCCUCAAAAUCAGCCAACACCAUUACGAGUUUUGUGGACAAAGGAACAGACAAUCUUUUGCACUCCCCUUUGAGAAGACAGAAGUAUCUGUUUGAUGUUUCCACCCUUUCGGAGAAAGAGGAGCUGGUCGGAGCAGAAUUAAGGAUAUUCAGGAGAGCAUCGGGGGCCCCGCAGACGGAUGGACCCCUCCACAUCCAGCUCUAUCCAUGUCGCUCCGACACACUGCUGGACUCCAGGUAUUUGGACCCCAUGGAUUCCAAUAAAGCCGGCUGGGAGGUUUUGGACGUGUGGCAUGCAUUUCAGACACAACACCAACAGAGAAAUCAGCUCUGCUUCCAGCUCAGGGCCGUUCUCAGUAAAUCUGACACAGAGGUCGACCUGAGGCGGCUGGGGCUGGACAGGGGCGGCCGCGGCCAGCAGGAGAAGGCCAUCUUGGUCGCUUACACCCGCUCCAAGAAGAGAGAGAACCUGUUUAACGAGAUGAAGGAGAAGAUCAAGUCGCGAAGGUCGGUUGAAGAGAAGCCGAUGAAGGGGGGGACGGGAGAGGGCCCCCGGCGGCGCAGAAGGACGGCGCAGAGCAACCGGCACGGGAAGAGGCACGGGAAGAAAUCCAAGUACAGGUGCAGCAAAAAAGCUCUGUAUGUGAACUUCAAGGAGCUGGGCUGGGACGAUUGGAUCAUCGCCCCGCUGGGCUACGAGGCCCACCACUGCGAGGGCGUGUGCGACUUCCCGCUCAGGUCGCACCUGGAGCCCACCAACCACGCCAUCAUCCAGACCCUCAUGAACUCCAUGGACCCAAACAGCACCCCACCGAGCUGCUGUGUGCCCACUAAACUCAGCCCCAUCAGCAUCCUGUUUACAGACGCGGGAAACAACGUGGUGUACAAGCAGUAUGAGGAGAUGAUUGUGGAGCAGUGUGGCUGCAGGUAGCGGUCAUUUAAUUUAAUUUAAUGCUGAUAAAACAAAUGAG